AAACAUAGACCAGAGACCAGCCAAACUCACACACAUCUCUCUCUCUAUCUUCCUUCUUCUUGGCCGUCUCUCACACCUACUAUCGGCCGCCGACGAUUCAAGUACUCAGAAUAAACGAAGCAUAUCCUCUAAUAAAAGACAUUUUCCUCUGUUCCCCCAAGAGAGAUUAAUCCCAAUCUAAGCACCAUGGAUCGUUGCAUCUAUGGUCGCUCCGCCGUAUCUUUCUUCUUCUUCUUCCUCCUCCUCACUGCAUCGGCUUUGCCGCAGACUCUCGAACCGGGUCACCACAACAUAACCGGGUCCGGUCAAAUAAACUCAAACUCAGUACUCGUAGCUCUCCUCGACUCACGCUACACCGAGCUCGCGGAGCUCGUCGAGAAAGCUCUCCUCCUCCAAACACUCGAAGACGCCGUCGGUCGUCACAAUAUUACCAUUUUCGCCCCUCGCAACGAAGCCUUAGAGCGUGACCUUGACCCGGAUUUCAAACGGUUCUUGCUCCAACCGGGUAACCUCAAAUCCCUCCAGACGCUGCUCUUGUCACACAUUAUCCCCACCCGGGUCGGGUCAACCCAAUGGCCCGAAGAGAGUUCGAAACGUGUCAAACACGUCACGUUGGGACCCGGCCAAGUGCUGCAUUUGAGCAAAACCAAAGGAAACGGGAAUAGACUAGUGAACUCCGCCGUGAUAACCCGACCCGAUGAUUUGACCCGACCCGACGGGUUGAUCCACGGGAUCGAACGGCUUUUAAUCCCCCGCUCCGUCCAAGAAGAUUUCAACCGGCGGAGAAACCUCCGAUCAAUCUCCGCCGUCUUACCCGAAGGAGCUCCGGAAAUCGACCCGAGAACAAACCGUCUCAAGAAAUCCGCCGCCGCAGCCGCCGCUGUUCCCGCCGGAGCCCCUCCCGUUCUCCCGAUCCAAUCCGCCAUGGCUCCAGGUCCGUCGUUAGCUCCGGCGCCGGCGCCGGGACCCGGAGGUCCGCGUCACCAUUUCAACGGCGAGGCUCAGGUCAAAGAUUUCAUCCACACAUUGCUGCACUACGGCGGAUACAACGAGAUGGCGGAUAUUCUCGUGAACCUGACGUCGCUCGCGACGGAGAUGGGUCGGUUGGUGUCGGAAGGCUACGUCCUCACCGUGUUAGCUCCCAACGACGAGGCUAUGGCGAAGCUGACGACGGAUCAGUUGAGCGAGCCCGGAGCUCCGGAGCAGAUAAUGUAUUACCACAUUAUACCGGAGUAUCAGACGGAGGAGAGUAUGUAUAACUCGGUUAGGAGAUUCGGGAAGGUGAAGUAUGAAACACUGCGUUUUCCUCAUAAAGUUGCGGCGAAGGAAGCUGACGGUUCGGUUAAGUUCGGUUCGGGUGACCGGUCUGCUUACUUGUUUGAUCCGGAUAUUUAUACGGACGGUCGUAUUUCGGUUCAGGGGAUUGAUGGUGUUUUGUUCCCUGAGGAGGGAGAGGAGACGGUUAAGAAACCGAGUGGUUCGGUUAAGAAAGUUGUUCAGCCAAGAAGAGGGAAGUUGCUGGAAGUAGCAUGUAGAAUGCUUGGAGCAAUUGGCAAAGACUCAUAUAUAAGCAAGUGCUGAAUGUAUUCACAAACCCCAAGAGAUUAUUAAAGCCAAAUCUCUGAACUGUUAUCUGUAAACACGUACAAAAGCAGGUUUUUAUGAGAAGAAUGAAGAUUUGGAAGAGAAAAGAGAAGAGUGGAACAUGGAAGAAGAUUACUUAGGUUUUCUAUACAAAGAAAUUGUUUUUUUUGGGCGGUUUGAUUUUUGGGUUAUAAAAAUUGUAAUUAGAAACUCAAUUUUUUAAUUGAUUUGGUGUAUGUAAAAAAGUGAAUUAUAAAGUGGGAAACAAAAGAAAAAGACGUGAGAACCCACCCCCAGCGUUAUCUCUUCUUAUC
Molecule: messenger RNA, 1898 nt
Organism: Brassica oleracea var. oleracea
Lineage: Eukaryota; Viridiplantae; Streptophyta; Magnoliopsida; Brassicales; Brassicaceae
Product: fasciclin-like arabinogalactan protein 18
Exons: 3
Coding region: 187-1581 (464 amino acids)
Source: RefSeq, a predicted model, not a curated record